Molecule: messenger RNA, 4363 nt
Organism: Dicentrarchus labrax (European seabass)
Lineage: Eukaryota; Metazoa; Chordata; Actinopteri; Moronidae
Gene: htr5ab
Product: 5-hydroxytryptamine (serotonin) receptor 5A, genome duplicate b
Exons: 3
Coding region: 225-1265 (346 amino acids)
Biological process (GO): adenylate cyclase-activating adrenergic receptor signaling pathway
Cellular component (GO): plasma membrane
Molecular function (GO): G protein-coupled serotonin receptor activity
Source: RefSeq, a predicted model, not a curated record
UAUCCUCAGUGCGAGGUGUGUUUCUGCUGUCAGCAACGCUGAGCCAGGCGGUUCAUCACUCCGCUGACAAGACCAGCAAAGUGAAUUUCGAUGGAGAGAUUAAGACCGAGCAUCUCAUGCAGGACUGCUUUAUGCUGAACUGUUUAAUGGGAAUGCGUCAACUGUCUGCAGAAACUGUCUCUGAAUCGCCUUGGCCCUUGGCUGCGGGGCUGUAAGCAGCUACCAUGACGUACCCAAACACCAGCAUACUGACAACCAACUUCAGUGGAGCUUUCGACAGCCAUGACUCCGGGGGAAACAUCUACCGGCCCUUUUCGGUUUUCAGCGUGCUGACUCUCACAUUAUUGGCAAUGCUGGUGGUGGCCACCUUUGUGUGGAACUUGCUGGUGCUGGUGACCAUCCUGAGGGUAAGGACAUUCCACCGGGUGCCCCACAACCUGGUGGCUUCCAUGGCCAUCUCCGACGUGAUGGUGGCCGCCCUGGUCAUGCCGCUCAGCCUUGUCCAUGAGCUGAAUGGCAGGUUGUGGAAACUGGGUCGCGUGCUGUGCCAGGUGUGGAUCUCCUUCGAUGUGCUCUGCUGCACAGCAAGCAUCUGGAACGUGACAGCCAUUGCAUUGGAUCGCUACUGGUCCAUCACAAGGCACCUGCAGUACACGCUCAAGACACGUAAAAAGAUCUCCAAUGUGAUGAUCGCACUCACGUGGCUGCUGUCCUCAAUUAUUUCCCUGUCGCCUCUCUUCGGCUGGGGGGAAACCUACUCAGAGGGAAUGAAGUGCCAGGUGAGCCAGGAGCCGUCCUACACAAUCUUCUCCACCUUCGGGGCAUUUUAUCUGCCGCUUUGUGUGGUGCUGUUUGUUUACUGGAAGAUCUACAAGGCUGCCAAGUUUCGGAUUGGCUCCCGCAAGACCAACACAAUAACACCCAUGGCUGAGGUAAAGGAAGAAACACAGCAGCCCCAGAUGGUGUUUACUGUGCGCCACGCCACCGUGACCUUCCAGACAGAUGGGGACACAUGGCGCGAGCAGAAGGAGAAAAAGGCGGCGCUGAUGGUAGGCAUUCUGAUCGGCGUGUUUGUACUUUGUUGGAUUCCCUUCUUCAUCACCGAGCUCAUCGUUCCGCUUUGCUCCUGUGACAUCCCACCCAUCUGGAAGAGCAUCUUCCUGUGGUUGGGGUACUCCAACUCUUUCUUCAACCCGCUCAUAUACACCGCCUUUAAUAAGAACUACAACAAUGCCCUGAGGAACCUCUUCUCCCGGCAGCGCUGAGCCACUCUGCACGCUCGGCAGACACACCAACAUGCACUCCACAGUGUUACUCCUCCAGACAGAAAGGGACUAACCUAUCUGUGUCCGUCACUCCAUCAUCUCUCAGAUGGAUGACAACCGGAAACUAAAAAUGUGUCAUUUUUAUUUAAGUUUUGUUGUAUUUAUUACCAUGCUGAGGCAACCUCACAGCUAGACUGAGGCGGGUGUCUCAGCUGUAUCUACAAACAGAGGAAUAAAUUGGUUGUGUUGUGGCAGUAGCAGAUAUACUGCUGUUUCAGACUUAUUAGAGAGGAUGGCAUUUUAACUCCCAGAUAAACAGUUUCAUCAUCAUAUGUAUCUGAGGCUGCUGGGAAUAAUUUCAAAGUAUAGCUGGAACAAAUGUUCAAGAAAAAUCUUUUAGAACUUAACAAGAAGAACCUCAUAAAUAAUAAACCAAGAACAAAAUGUGGAUUCUUUAAUAAACUAGAGCACAUAGGGCUUAUAAUCGUAGAUAACUUUUCAAGCUAAGAUAUUGAUUUGGUUAUAGAAAAGAAGGAUAGAAAAGAUCCAGUGAAGCGAGUAAGUGUUCAGCAACCUCUACCUUUUAUAUAAAGGUCCCUGACUUCACAUGCUGUUUAUUCGUAUACUUCUGGAUAAAUGUACAAUAUAUUUCAUCUGCUAUAUACCAAUUACCCUUGCACAUACACCUACAUGCUCCCAUGUCUUUUAUGAAAGCAGGGAAAUAGCAGAACACAUUAUCAUUUCCAUCAUCUUUGAAUAGAUGCAUUGUUGAGAAAGUGCAGCCACACAUGAUCAUAUGUCACAGACACAGACACGUAAAGUAAAUAUGAGAUACAGAAGAUGUGUGGAUGGUGUAAAGCUGUUCACAGCAUUUUCAUCUGUAGCCAGAGAAGUCAGUAAAUUGGAAAAUAAAAAGCAAGGACAUGUGUUGCUUCAAUGAGAAAUGCAUGAUUUAAGGUUUAACUUGUGGCGAUAUAGUAGGGGGAUUAUGGAAUUAAGAAAAGCUGAUGUUAACCAGUACAAAUGAUAAUCAAUGAGCUCAGCACACACAACAUAUGAUUCAGUUGGUCUAAUGUUUUCCAGUUGCGUGACUUUAUCAGUAUCAGACUCCCCCAAAUUGCCACUUUCUACUUAAAAUGCUCAACACUGUAGAAUCAGUAAGUGAACCUUUAUUUUGUUGUGUAAUGUACCGUAAUGUGAGGAAUCAGGUAUACGAAAAAGGGAUCCUCAGAAAACAGUUGUGAUAUAUAUCAGUGAGCUACUGUUGUAGAACAACAACAAAGAUUCUUGCACAAAAUCUAAUUAAAUAUGACAUUCUCUGGAUAGGAGAAGAUUAAAAUUAUUUAGUUCAUUUAAAAUUCUUCAGAUAAACUAAAGUAUUAAGUGUUAUGUAUGGCUGAAAUAAGCUAAAUAAACCAUUUAACAAGACUUAAGAGUCUAAAGCCACGUUAGCUGUGCUAAUGUGAGCUAAACUAGCUAACUUAGGCAUGAUAUCUAUAUGAACAUGCUGAUGUUUAGAAGGUUUAAUGUUAAUUAUGUUCUAAUUUAUAUGUUCUUUUGCUAAUUAGCACUAAAUACAAAGUACAGCUGAGGCUGAUCUGUAAGACGGUAGAAAUCUUAAGUGUGGAUUUUUCAAUUCAGGCUUAAUUCAUAUUUAUUCUGUAUGGUUUGUACCUGACCUCAGCCUUUUACCUUGAUUUGAACGUUUACAUUAUAUUUUAAAUUAUGUCCAAGCACUUACAGGCUUUAAAUGUCAUGGUUUAUGAAUAUGAAUUUGCCAUAAAAGAAAGAAAGAAAGAAAUAAGUCAGGCCAUACUACAUUAUCAAGUUGAAUAGAGUAAUGUAUCACAUUGAAAAAACAUGAAUAUAUGUGAAAAGAAAAUUAGCCCAAUAAUUGUAAUGCUGGUUCCAAUGAUUUUCUGUGGUAAAUAAGGAAAUGCAUGGAAUAUUGAAAUGAACAGUAAUGGUAAAAUAAAUUACAAUGGUGUACAGCAGAAUACACUUAUUUAAAUUACUUCUGACUGCUCUCCAGAUUGCCUGAAGAUGGUUGAUUAUUCCACCUUUGCCCCUUGUAGGUUUUCUUCUGUGUUAUGACCCUGCUCAGGAAAUGUGUGCAGAAUAUGUGUUGGUAACCAUCCAUCCCUGUGGACAUUUUUCAUGUUUAAAAGAGGUAAAAAUGUGGACAAAUACCUUCUUUAGAGGCACUUCUUGGAAAUCCAUACUUCAUAUUAUUCAUACCGUACCAGGAAAAACAAUUUUAAAUGGUGUAUCGUGUGUAAUUGUGUCAGUGUAUUUUUUCAGUGUGUGCAUGUUUUCUUCCACAGAAGCCUCAAUGAUAAAACUUACAAUAAACAAGGACUUAAUUUGUGAUACCCAACGUCGAGCCUGGCAAUUUGACAAGAAAGCUUAUGAAAGUAACAGCUAUUCAAGUUGAGCCACAAGGCACAUUAUUUAUUUGCUAACAGUUGACGCACACACACACACACUCGUUCACAAACACGUGCACACAUGCCUGCAUAUACAGAAAAGGGAAAAGAAAGCAUGACAGAGAAAAAUAAUUCAGUGUUUUAGUUUUGAUAAAACAUGUAUUUUCAUGAGGAUCAUUGCCCAACUAUUGGAGGUCAUUUUAUAAACAGGCAUUGGCGUGUCCUAUCUUUCUGGUGCCAUUGCCAGCACAGACAUUUCAGAGCCAGGAGUGAGCCUGCUGCUGUUCAAAGGACCACAUCCAUCCAUGUUUUCAGGGAAGACAGCAUGCAUGAAAAUGUGGCUUGGCUAAACUGACUUAGGAUUAGAACCAAAUGCCUCUGGCAAGGCAAACCUGUGCUUUAACUGCUGAGUUUUACAGAAAUAGAUGCAACAAGCAGCCUCAUCACACAUGAACAGUGAUAGAAUGUAAAAAUGAUGGGAAUAUGCGGCCAAAUACAGACACGUGAAGAAUUUAAUAGCAAAAUAUUUUUUAUUAAACAUGUUUUAACACCAUAAACAGCACCUACUGUAUGUAUAUGUGCUAUCUGUUUGCAUUUGUACUUUUUUUAUAUAUAUUUCAAAUAUGUUGUGUAAUAUUCCAGUCAGUUUACAUGUAAAUAAAUAUAUCCCUA